This is a messenger RNA of Penicillium crustosum, 1641 nucleotides long. RefSeq names its product putative IMP dehydrogenase. Gene Ontology annotation, biological process: GTP biosynthetic process. Gene Ontology annotation, cellular component: cytoplasm. The coding region runs from base 1 to 1641 and encodes 546 amino acids. NCBI's taxonomy places the organism in Eukaryota, Fungi, Ascomycota, Eurotiomycetes, Eurotiales, Aspergillaceae. The transcript is spliced from 3 exons. Gene Ontology annotation, molecular function: IMP dehydrogenase activity. The record is from RefSeq and is a predicted model, not a curated record.
AUGCCUAUCACCGCUGGUGACGCAGCACCUGGUGCCGCCAUGAAGGCUGAGAUCACCGACUACGCCAAGGCCUUGGAGGUUUUGGAUACCUACACCACCCGUGAUGGCCUUGAUGCGGAUACCCUGCUUGACUCUGACAAGCACGGUGCAUUGACCUACAAUGAUUUCCUGAUCCUGCCCGGUUACAUCGGCUUCCCCGCCUCCGAUGUCUCCCUGGAUACCCCUGUUACUAAGCGUAUCUCCCUGAAGGCCCCCCUUCUGUCCUCUCCCAUGGACACUGUCACCGAGCACAACAUGGCUAUCCACAUGGCUCUGCUCGGUGGCCUGGGUGUCAUUCACCACAACUGCUCCCCCGAGGAUCAGGCGGAGAUGGUCCGCAAGGUUAAGAGAUACGAGAACGGUUUCAUCUUGGAUCCCGUUGUCAUCUCCCCCAAGACCACCGUUGGUGAGGCCAAAGACCUCAAGACCAAGUGGGGCUUCGGUGGCUUCCCUGUCACUGAGAACGGAACGCUCAAGUCCAAGCUCGUUGGAAUGGUUACCUCGCGUGACAUUCAGUUCCACACUGAUCUCGACGAACCCGUGACUGCCAUCAUGGCCACGGAUCUUGUUACUGCCCCGGCCGGCACCACCCUCGCCGAGGCCAACGAGGUCCUCCGUCGGUCCAAGAAGGGAAAGCUCCCCAUUGUCGAUGCCAACGGCAACAUCGUCUCCCUGCUUUCCCGUUCUGAUCUGAUGAAGAACCUCCACUACCCUCUGGCUUCCAAGCUCCCUGACUCCAAGCAGCUGAUCGCCGCCGCUGCCAUUGGUACUCGCGAGGAGGACAAGAAGCGUCUCCAGCUUCUUGUUGAGGCUGGCUUGGACAUUGUUAUUCUGGACUCUAGCCAGGGUAACUCUAUGUACCAGAUCGAGAUGAUCAAGUACAUUAAGAAGAAUAUGCCCGAGAUCGACGUUAUCGGUGGUAACGUUGUUACCCGUGAGCAGGCUGCUGCUUUGAUUGCCGCCGGUGUCGAUGGCCUGAGAAUUGGUAUGGGCAGCGGUAGUGCUUGUAUCACCCAGGAGGUCAUGGCUGUUGGUCGUCCCCAGGCUGCUUCCGUGCGCAGCGUUGCAACCUUCGCCGCUCGCUUCGGUGUUCCCUGUAUCGCCGAUGGUGGUAUCCAGAACGUCGGCCACAUCGUCAAGGGUCUUGCCAUGGGUGCCAGCACUAUCAUGAUGGGCGGUCUCCUUGCCGGUACCACCGAGUCCCCCGGUGAGUACUACGUCAGCAACGAGGGCCAGCUCGUCAAGGCCUACCGUGGCAUGGGCAGUAUCGCCGCCAUGGAGGAUAAGAAGGCCGGUGGUGACGGAAAGGACAGCAAGGCCAGCAACGCUGGUACUGCCCGCUACUUCUCCGAGAAGGACCGUGUCCUCGUUGCCCAGGGUGUCGCUGGCUCCGUUCUUGACCGCGGAUCCGUCACCAAGUUCAUUCCUUACCUCAUUGCCGGUGUCCAGCACUCCCUGCAGGACAUUGGUGUCCAGAGUCUGACCGCUAUGCACGAUGGUGUCAACAACGGCACCGUGCGUUUCGAGAUGCGAAGUGCCAGUGCUAUGACCGAGGGUAACGUCCACGGUCUCCACAGCUACGACAAGAAGCUUUACUCGUAA